AUGGAGCCUCCUACACCAACGAGCACCGGAGCAGCUCAUCUAUCCCCUACAAAAGAUCACAUCGACACAGUUCCUGAUGCAUUUGUGGCUACCAGAACGUUGUUCAAUCGGAUGAAGGACCCUCUCAGCGGGUUGGACGCAACGUAUGAGGAUUUACAGGGACAAAGUAUGCAGGUUGCCCAUCUGGCGGGGGACGUAGGAGCGAAAUCAGAGAUUAUCGAAAUAUGCCAGCAAAUACAGGACCAAGAUCGACGACACAAGGAGGCGGUCGACGAAAUUCAAAAUAUCCUCGACGAUUUGUUCAAGAACCAGGCCAUCGAGGAGAUGAGAAAGCAGGUGGAGGAAGAGCUAGCCGCGCAGAUCGAUGAGGUUGUUAAAGAACAAGUCGCCGCGUGUUUGGAGACACACAUCCCGCCAGAACUUCAAGAUGAGGUGGUGGAGAGCAAUGAGGAGCUUGAGAAAGUCAGGAUGGCGUUGCAUAAUUCAGAAAGCAGGCGCGCAAAUGCAGAUUUGCGGUCAAGCAAACCCGACGCGUUGCUACACACGAUAUAUAUGUCGGAUGGCAAGGUCAGCCCUGCCUUCCCGAACGAUCUCAAAUCUCUAUUUGGCCUAGACGGGGAGACUUGCAAAACCAUCAUGCUUCAUUACGAAUUGCCUAAUCCGACUGAAUCGCGGGACCGGAACCUCAAUAGAAUUAUGCAAUUUUGCGGGGUCAAGUACCAAUUGGUGGAGAGAGACUAUGUUGAAAUUUCCGCGUAA
Molecule: messenger RNA, 759 nt
Organism: Laccaria bicolor S238N-H82
Lineage: Eukaryota; Fungi; Basidiomycota; Agaricomycetes; Agaricales; Hydnangiaceae
Exons: 7
Coding region: 1-759 (252 amino acids)
Source: RefSeq, a predicted model, not a curated record